AUGCGCAUGUCCUGCUCGAUCUCUGGCCCCAGCUUGGUGCCCAGCAGAUGGCUGGAGCUGGUGACAAUCACACACUGGUGGCAGCAGGAGGGCUGUGAUGCCUUCGGUGUUGCUUCACUUCUUGAGAUUGAUAGACCUGUGGAUGCGGUCCCCACAGGGAGGCUUAAUGGAAGACCUCAAUGGCACUGUUGGAAUCUCUCUCCAGCACCUGCUUACGGCCCCUCCUCGCUCCCCGCGCCAACAAGGCCCAGCAAAGCCGUAGGCGACGCCGUGGGAGGCGCCGCCGGAACCGCGGGAAAGUGCGGGGCCGGGAGGGGGAGGCGCGGCGGGAACUCGUACGCAUGCGCACUCCGCCGGCUCACCCACCCCGCCGAGCACCCUAGCAACCGGGUUUCAAGCCAGCUUGUAGCCCGACUAAAUGGCUUGCCCAGGAGUUCUAGCCCCACCAGCCCGUUUUGGGUUUUCCCCGUCUACGGUCUCUCUUGCCAUUUCUGCUUCUCCCCCCCACUGGUUCCCUUCGCCCUCAUGGUGUGUCCCCGAGCGCCUGAGCCGACUUCUCGAAUGAGUACUCGUGGUUUCCAAGUGGGAACCAACCACUGGCGCCUCAGGCCUGCCCUCGCCGGGCUGAGGUGGCUACUGGGGCUGGCGCUGCUCCUGGGGCCGGGCCGCCCGUUUCACGGCUUCCUACUUCCCCGGGUUGGCCCCAGUCAACUACGCGAGGCGGCCGGAGAGACCGCAUCCUGCAAGGUGAGGACCAGAGGGAGGGAAGAAGAUGGGAGGGAAGGCUUCGGGGAGGGGCCUGGGGCAGACCCGGGCCGACGAGGGUCUCCUCCGCCCGGAAUGCCAAUGCCCUCCCUGUGGGCGUGUCUCAGGGUCUCUAUCUUAGCCUCCCGCCGGUCGGAUCCAGAUCUCUUUUUCCUCUGUGUUCCUCCAAUUCUCUCAGCAUCUCCUCCUCCCUUACAGCUCCUCCCCGUCCCCCUCCUGCUCGGCUCCUCACCCCGCCCCUUCCCCUCUGUUCCGUGCACGUCAAUCUCAGCUCCUCUCCCUUCCCCUCCUUCCUGGGUGCCCCCUUUACCCCUCCCUCUUACCUCCUCCUCCCCUCCCCCUCCUCUCGGCUCCUCCUCUGGUCCCUUCCCCUCUGCUCUUGCAUCUCUCUUUCACCCUCUCCGCCCUCUAAGCUCCUCCCUCUCCCUCUCUCUAUUGGCUGCCCCUCCCCCCUCUUAG
Molecule: messenger RNA, 1224 nt
Organism: Galeopterus variegatus (Sunda flying lemur)
Lineage: Eukaryota; Metazoa; Chordata; Mammalia; Dermoptera; Cynocephalidae
Source: RefSeq, a predicted model, not a curated record